AUGUUCUCCAUGCUCGUCCAGACCCUCCUCGUUCUCCUCGCCGCCACCACGGCCCUUGCGGCCCCGGCCGGCCGGAAUCACAAGUGGCCCCGCUUCACCGUCCCCCAGCAGCACUUCGAGGUUCUCAGCAUGCGCAGCCAGGAGCCCGUGAACCCGGCCGCCAUGCUGGAGGCGACCUGUAUCGACCGCAAUGCCCACAUCGUCUUUCACGACCAGAACGCCGCCGAGCUGGCCAUCUGCGGCGGCAUCUCGGGCGACGUCGCCGCGUGCCGGGGCAGCCCCGCCACGACCGUAGGACAGGCCGGCUCCGCGCGCUUCACCCUCCGGCCUACCGUCGCAGGCGCGUCCCUGACCAUCGCCAAGGCCCGGUGGGAGCAGUGCGUCCGCGCCGCCCGCGACAAGUGCCCGACCGGCAGCGUCCGCGCCGUGUGCGCCGGCGGCGCGACGACCGGGGACGUCGAGUUCACGCUCGAGAACGCGCAGAACGCGCAGAGCGGCGCCGAGCUGUGA
This is a messenger RNA of Colletotrichum higginsianum IMI 349063, 510 nucleotides long. RefSeq lists its product as uncharacterized. The record is from RefSeq and is a predicted model, not a curated record. The transcript has 2 exons. NCBI's taxonomy places the organism in Eukaryota, Fungi, Ascomycota, Sordariomycetes, Glomerellales, Glomerellaceae. Bases 1 to 510 code for a protein of 169 amino acids.